Molecule: messenger RNA, 1720 nt
Organism: Coregonus clupeaformis (lake whitefish)
Lineage: Eukaryota; Metazoa; Chordata; Actinopteri; Salmoniformes; Salmonidae
Product: argininosuccinate synthase
Exons: 15
Coding region: 302-1540 (412 amino acids)
Biological process (GO): L-arginine biosynthetic process; urea cycle
Cellular component (GO): cytoplasm
Molecular function (GO): argininosuccinate synthase activity; ATP binding
Source: RefSeq, a predicted model, not a curated record
UCAUUUGGUUCUCUAGUUGAAAAAGUUUAAGAACCUCUGAAUUAGUUUAUUAAGCUCUGGCUAAACUCACAACCAGGGUGGGACUUCUUCCUUUUCUGCUGCGCCCAUUUGUUGACCCUCCAAAGGCAAAGUCGCGUUUUCAUUGGCUGUUGGUGCACACGAAUUUUGACCAAAUCAAGUGCCAAAUACAUUUGCAGACGCACUCGGUUAAUCGUGGAUAGUGGUGAAAACAGUCGAGGGAGAGCGAGACCUCGUCAUUUUCCCAGUGAAGGUUUUAGAACGAUACAUCUAAAGGCACAUCAUGUCUAAAGGCACAGUGGUUCUGGCCUACAGUGGAGGACUGGACACCUCCUGUAUCUUGGUGUGGUUGAAGGAAGAAGGAUAUGAUGUCAUCACAUACUUGGCUAAUAUUGGACAAGAAGAGGACUUUGAUGCUGCAAAGAAGAAAGCAGAGCGUCUUGGAGCAAGGAAGGUGUUCAUUGAGGACCUGAGGGCAGAGUUUGUGGAGGAGUUCAUUUGGCCAUCGGUCCAGGCCAACGCCAUCUAUGAGGACCGCUACCUGCUGGGCACCUCGGUGGCCCGGCCCUGCAUCGCCCGCCGCCAGGUCCAGAUAGCACGCCAGGAGGGUGCCCAGUACGUCUCCCAUGGCGCAACGGGAAAGGGCAAUGAUCAGAUCCGAUUUGAGCUCACCUGCUAUGCCCUCUACCCUGAGGUCAAAAUUAUUGCUCCGUGGAGGAUCCCUGAGUUCUACAAUCGCUUCUGUGGGAGGAAGGAUCUGAUGGAGUAUGCUGAGAAACAUGGUAUCCCUGUGCCCGUCACCCCUAAAGCACCCUGGAGCAUGGAUGCCAACCUCAUGCACAUCAGCUACGAGUCUGGAAUACUGGAAAAUCCCAAGAGCCAUGCGCCAGCGGACCUGUACCUGAUGACCAGGAACCCAGAGGACGCCCCCAACAGCCCAGAUGUGCUGGAGAUAGAGUUCAAAAAAGGUGUUCCCAUCAAGGUGACCCACGUCAAGGAGGGCAAGUCCAAGGACACACCGCUGGACAUCUUCUCUUACCUCAAUGAGAUUGGAGGGAGGCAUGGAGUGGGAAGGAUCGACAUCGUGGAGAAUCGCUUCAUCGGCAUGAAGUCUAGAGGUAUCUAUGAGACCCCAGGAGGCACCAUCCUCUACCACGCUCACCUGGACAUAGAGACCUUCACCAUGGACCGAGAGGUCAGGAGGAUCAAACAGGGCCUGGGAGUCAAGUUCUCUGAGAUGCUUUACAACGGUUUCUGGUACAGUCCGGAGUGUGAGUUUGUGCGGCACUGCAUAGACAAGUCCCAGGAGAGCGUGGAGGGCAAGGUGCAACUGUCUGUCUUCAAGGGCCAGGUCUACAUCCUGGGCCGUGAGUCGCCCAAAUCACUCUACAACGAGGAACUGGUCAGUAUGGACGUGCAGGGCGACUACGACCCGUGUGACGCCUCUGGAUUCAUCAAGAUCAAUGCUGUCAGGCUAAGGGAGUACCACCGUUUGCUGGGUGAAGCUCGAUCCAAGCACUAAGCAGUCGGCCUUGGACCAUCUUCUCUCUCUCUCUCUCUCCACUGUGUCUUCAGCAGCUUUAGACUUCCCAAUGUGUACUCUGUCAUCCAUCUAGCCUUACCAGAGAAGUGCUCUAGUUGAAUAUUUCAUAUUAGGAGGUGUUACAGUAGGUUCUAAUAAAACAUAUUUGGAUCAUUUGAA